Desarmillaria tabescens is the source of this 2122-nucleotide messenger RNA. RefSeq lists its product as uncharacterized. The transcript is spliced from 7 exons. NCBI's taxonomy places the organism in Eukaryota, Fungi, Basidiomycota, Agaricomycetes, Agaricales, Physalacriaceae. The record is from RefSeq and is a predicted model, not a curated record. Bases 128 to 1960 code for a protein of 610 amino acids.
CACGGUCUCAGUGUCUGCAUUUUGAUAUUACAUUCCAGUGUUGCAAAAUAGUUCAAAGCUUGGGACAGUCCAUUACUACCACUGGACAGAGACGACACGAAUUAUUUCCAGAUUCUACUUGAUUUCUAUGCCGUCAAGUUUGAAUCCUCCAGGUGUGCUGGGCGCAGAGGUCAUCGACUGGCUUGCUUCUAAGCUUUUCCACACGAACUUGGAGGACUCUGGUAGCCCAGAUAUGCAACUGCAGGAAAAGAACUCAGUCGACGAUAUCGCUCAAGAACUCCAGAGCCAUGCGCUCGACGACGAUUUUUCGGACCAUCUUAUUCCCUCAUAUGGCGACCUUGAUAUAACUAAUGCGACGACAGCAUCGUCUUCUGAAGUCUUUCCUUGUGGCGCAAAUGAGAGGACACCUACGCCCAUCCGGCAUCGCGACGCGUACACAGUUUUGUCAUCGUUUCUUGACAAUCUUACUUCAGUCCUCAAAUCUUCAAUUCCAUACUAUCCAAGAGGCGCAUUGGUAUGCUUCGAUAAUAAGCCGCAGCAGCGCCUUCGUGGCGUGAGUCAAAGUUUCCUGCAGUCAAAGCCUACGGUCUCGGAUUCAGAAGAGACAGACGCAGUCAAGGCCUGCCGAAGUCUGGCUUGCCUUAUACACACACGGACUGGUAUCGACCCAUCGCGUUCCAAAAAGUUCAUCAAGUUACCUGGAAGAUUAGGAGUCUACGAGAUUGUGGGGAGAAUAUCUUGCAUGUAUAAAGUCAUAAAAGUAAAACCGAAAGUCGCACGCAAACUGGAGUCGGAGAACCGCGAUUGGUGUACCACCGACCAGGCGGAUGUUGACUGGGUAUCUCUCACAUAUCGGGAUACCAAAGAACUCAGUACUAUGAACUUUUUCCCAUCACUGAUCAUAAAAGACUCGUGGUUGAAAAUGGAUGAAGCUGCUGAGGUAGGCCAAAGCAUGUUUCGGGGCGUUUCGUGUUUCUUCGGUGUACCGGAAAUGCUCGCAGCAUAUGAGGUUAAAGAUUGUCGUGGUGCUCCAGUUACCACGCGGCGUUUGCUCUCUAACCAUGUCACAUCGUCGGCUGUUUUUGGGAGAAGUUUCAAAGAGAGGGUUUUUCACAGGGAAAUCAUCAAGACCGAGGGAAAGGAUCUGCGCGAAGCGGGUACUGUCCAGAUCUUACUGAAAGCUAUAUUACACGCAAUGUUAGGACUCUACAACGUCUACCUAAACGGAUGGAUCCACCAAGACGUAAAUAUCAACAGUGUCCUGCUGAUGGUGAACCCAGAAGUGCGGCGUAAUGAUAAUUUGCUGUGUCUGACCCCUGAACGGAGGCAGAUGCUAGGAAAUUGUAUUGGAAUGCUCGUCGGUGAUAACCAAGGCAUCAAAGAGGAGACCUUCUUCGAUACUACGAGGGAAGUCUCGGACUCUGGAACACCUGGGACUUUACCCUUCAUGUCGAUUCGCCUUCUACAAGCCUUGGCACUUUCGACUCAAACGAUCACCACUGCUAUCGAUGACCUCGAGUCGUUCAUUUGGGUCCUUUGCUGGGCCGUCGUCGAUGUUUGCCUCGGACAUCGGAAGUUAAACAUUUCUGAGGAACUCCUCGGUUUGUAUUUGCAUGGGAGGGACAACUUCGCCAUGAUGGCCGAAGACAAGAGAACAUAUACUAGCCACCUGUAUGGGACCAUGCUACCUCUCGGGCCAUCAUUUUCUUCCAUAACGCCACUAGUCGAAAAAUGGUGUGCCAUAGCUACGAAAUAUCGCAGGAAGGUUACAUUCCUGUUAACUGGAAGCGACUUCUCUUCAGACAUUCAGCGAUCCUUGAAUGUGCUCAGCAAAGAGGCAUUUGGGGAGUACUUGGAUGAAGGUUUCAGAGCAUUGGACGAAUUAGAAUGCACAGUGAUCGAUUGCUACCGUCUGCAAUGUAAAGAAAUCGAGGAGUAUUUUAGCCCAAUAGGGCGCUAACUGCCUGCCGCUUGUUCCAAGUAGCAACGAAGUUGUACUGUCUAACAUUGUUUUCUCUCUGCGGUACAAGCAGCACCCAGGAGACGUUUUACAAGGUCGGGCAACCACACUUGCCCGAGAAGCGAACCAUUGCUGCACCUACUUCACUUCAGUCAAUCUUAC